Molecule: messenger RNA, 3167 nt
Organism: Diuraphis noxia (Russian wheat aphid)
Lineage: Eukaryota; Metazoa; Arthropoda; Insecta; Hemiptera; Aphididae
Gene: hh
Product: hedgehog signaling protein
Biological process (GO): cell fate specification; smoothened signaling pathway; regulation of gene expression
Molecular function (GO): calcium ion binding; patched binding
Source: RefSeq, a predicted model, not a curated record
UAGUUURCCACACCUUUACCUUUAUAUUAAGAUGACCAAAAAGGAUUUUGACACAACGAUAUCGGUGACUUGAUCCGGAAGCGAUCGGUUUCUCGAGAACAAUUCACGGGAUCACCAUGCAAGGCGAUCAACGAACGUUGCACCUUUGUCUAUUGAAGCGCACAAAAGGCUCCACAAGACCGCAAGAGCGCCAGUCGGGUUUGUCGAACUAUUCGGCGUACGUCGGUGAUCAGGUACCUGCUGCACACGCGACGCAGUCCUCGUGUACAUGGAGGCGGCCACGAUAUGGGCGGAGCUCCAUACACUGGGGUGGGAGAACGAUUGAGGCUCACACCCACAACAUCACUGAGUCUGGUUCAAAUUCGUUGACCUUGUUACCAGAAUCRGUUCGGCGCGACUUCGGUGUACCGAAUUCGAAGUUUUCCUUCAUUUUUAUUCCGAGAUCGGUUUUGAAAAGUAUCAUUUUGAAAAAAAUGUUUACUUAUUUUCAGUUUGAUAUCGUGAUUAAUUUUUGUGAAUAGUUUUAAUUMGUUUAUCGUAUUUUUCUCGUUAUUUCGAAUUGUGUAACGUGCGGUAACGGCUAGUCGCCGAACGCGCAUUUGUAGUGCGACUCACAACCCGGACUAAUUUUAUUUUUUCCAACUUGAUAUUAACAAAAUACCAAUAAUCAGCAUUCACAAGCAACCGAUUGCUGUAUGAGUAAAGGCCGCGGUAAUGCGGUGUCUGGCAGCCGGAUAUGAGGAACGGCGGCGACGGCGGUGGCGUUGUUGCGGUGGCGUCCAGAUACCGGUGGAGGUACACGUUGACGCUGAUUGUGUGUGUGAUGGCGGCAGUCGGGGUAGAGGGCUGYGGCCCGUUGCGUGGCCCGUCCAAGUUCAGGAACCCUCGGAAGAUGAAACCACUGGUGUUUCAGCAACACGAGCCCAACGUCAGCGAGUACUCCAUCACCGCCAGCGGGCCACCAGAGGGUCGGGUCCAGCGGAACGACUCCAGAUUCAUGGAGCUGGUACCCAACUACAAUGCGGAUAUCGAGUUCAAAGACGACGAGGGCACCGGUGCCGAUCGACUGAUGACCCAGAGGUGUAAAGAAAAGCUCAACACCUURGCCAUCAGUGUGAUGAACUUAUGGCCGAAUGUUCGACUGCGGGUGAUCGACGGUUGGGUGGAUCGAGCCGGCAGCAGCCUGCACAACGAAGGACGGGCGGUAGACAUCACCACGUCAGACAGGGAUAAGUCCAAGUAUGGCAUGUUAGCCCGACUGGCCGUCGAAGCAGGUUUUGAUUGGGUCAACUACAAUCGUCGGUACAUUCACUGCUCUUGUAAAUCAGAGACAAAAAUCAACACGAGGACGAUGGGCUGUUUCCCAGGUGACAGCGUGGUGACGACAGGCGCGGGCGUGAAGAAGCGUAUGAAGGAUCUGCGUGUCGGCGAGUCGGUACUGGCGCUGUCCGACGACGGGCUGCUCCGGCCUAGCGAAGUGCUAUUGUUCCUGGACCGGAGCGUGACGGCGCGGACCGAGUACGUGACGCUGGUGACGGACACGGGCAAGUCGAUAACGGCGACGCCCACGCACCUGGUGCUCCGGUGGGAGAAACCGGAACGGUCGCAGAUCCGACACGCCAACCCGGUGUACGCGAAAAACGUGCGCGUCAACGACACGCUGCUGACGGUGAUCAACGGCGACAGCGGGCAGCUGCRACUGCGUACAGAGCGCGUGGUCGCAGUAAGUCACACCGAGAAGGUCGGACUUUACGCACCACUCACGGUCGACGGCACCGUCGUCGUGGACGACGUCGUGGCGUCGUGCUACGCGGUCAUCGACAGCCAGUGGCUGGCGCACCUGGCGUUCCUGCCUGUCCGCGCGGUGGCCGCCAUCCGGACGUCACUGUACAACCUCGUCUGGCGGCUGGGCCAUCCACUGCACGACGCACCGUCACUGUCGCCAACGAUCGACACAGUACAGCCCGCCGACGGCAUACACUGGUACCCGCGGAUGCUGUACGCCAUAUCCGACUACGCAAUACCAGCCAGUUGGAUGGACACGCACUGAUCGAUCGCGCGCGCUUGAUAAUAAAUUAUAUAUUUUUAUAACUGUUGUGAUUUAUCAUUUUAUCAUUAAUAUUUAUUUUACAUACAUUAUUGAUAUUAUACUACAUUAGAUAUUUUCGUACCAAACCCGUGCGUGGACUUUGAUUUUUUUUUUUUUUUGCUACGUCCACUGUACGUCGUGUACUUAACACUGGUUUGUGACAUUCCGUCUCACGAAAUGAUGUACGACCCAAAAGCAGUCUUCAAACGAAUUGUAUGCCAAAAAUUAUUGAAUUUUUUAUUUUUUAUUUUUCACUUUUGUACAUGUUAUUGUGUGUGUAUAUAUUAUGUAUAUAAUAAUAUUAUAACGUAAGUAUUGUAUAAUUUAUUAACGACAAACUGUUUCUCGUACGUAUAUCUCGAGAUACACACGUAUAUACAUAGGUAGUCACAAUACUAUAUUAUAUGGACAUCACAGAUCGUAUAAUUUAGUAUAUAAUAUUUGGGUAUAUUCUUAUUACUAAAACUGUAUAUUAUAUAUGUGUAGGUACAAGCACUCCUCCGGGUAGGCUCAAACAGGAUGGAAAAUAUUUUGGAACUUAAAGUUUAAACCACUUCCUAUCCAACAACAUAUUUCUUUGAAUGUAUGUCAAAUUUAACUUUUUAUUAAAACUUCGCAGACUUUAAUUCUCCAAAAAAUUGUAGGAUAUCCGUGCGCCUACGUGUAACGUUUCACCCACAGCGUCUCAUAUUGCUUCAACCGAAUAUCACUCUCCGAAUGUUAAUAACGCUUCCGGAUUUAGUCCCUUUUUUAUAUUGUUCUAGUGAUUUUUUUUUUAUCAAAUCAAUUAGAAAACGAUGAUAUAUUAUACCACUGCUAAUUUCUACAAAUAGGUAAUACUAGUAUAUUAAUAAUAAUAUUUAUUGUAAAAUUGUUUCAUUUUUACCUUUUGUACGUUUAGGUAUAGCAUUUACUAUAUAUUAUAUUGUCGUAUAAACGGACGCAUUGUUAUUUAUAUUACACAUUGUAUGUAUAAUGUAUACGUGUAAAUUGUUUUGUAUCAUAUGACUAUUUAUUUUUUUAGCUCCCUCAAUAUCAUAUGUUCGUUCACUAAAUAUUAUAAUUUUUGAUGUAAAAA